This is a messenger RNA of Cryptomeria japonica (Japanese cedar), 318 nucleotides long. Its product is annotated as ATP synthase epsilon chain, chloroplastic-like. The transcript has a single exon. The coding region runs from base 1 to 318 and encodes 105 amino acids. Gene Ontology annotation, molecular function: proton-transporting ATP synthase activity, rotational mechanism. Gene Ontology annotation, biological process: proton motive force-driven ATP synthesis. The record is from RefSeq and is a predicted model, not a curated record. NCBI's taxonomy places the organism in Eukaryota, Viridiplantae, Streptophyta, Pinopsida, Cupressales, Cupressaceae.
AUGGGUGUAUUACUCAACCAUACUGCACUUGUAACAACUUUGGAUAUAGGAGUCAUGAAGAUACAACUCAAUGCUCAGUGGUCCACUAUGGCUUUGAUGGGUGGUUUUGCCACGAUAGACAAUAAUGAAAUCACAUUAUUGGUAAAUAAUGCAGAAAGAGGUAUUGAUAUUGAUCUUCAAGAGGCUCAAGAAAGUUUUAGACUAGCUAUAGCUAAUCGUGCGCGAGUUGAAGGCAAGAGACAAGCAAUCGAAGUUGAUGUGGCUCUCAAAAGAGAUAGAACACGACUAGAGGUUGUUGAUGCUCUUUUGUUCAGAUAA